Molecule: messenger RNA, 3971 nt
Organism: Pseudopipra pipra
Lineage: Eukaryota; Metazoa; Chordata; Aves; Passeriformes; Pipridae
Gene: PPARG
Product: peroxisome proliferator activated receptor gamma
Exons: 7
Coding region: 127-1554 (475 amino acids)
Biological process (GO): positive regulation of fatty acid metabolic process; negative regulation of inflammatory response; positive regulation of transcription by RNA polymerase II
Cellular component (GO): nucleus
Molecular function (GO): RNA polymerase II cis-regulatory region sequence-specific DNA binding; nuclear receptor activity; zinc ion binding
Source: RefSeq, a predicted model, not a curated record
GCCGGCGGGAGGCGGCGCCGGCCGGGGGAGGCGGUCCCUGCCCGGGAGGACGGGCCGAGCCGGGAGUUUAUCCCACUAGAAGGGAACAGUUUCUCCCGCUGAGACUUGACAGCGCCAGGGAUUACAAUGGUUGACACAGAAAUGCCGUUUUGGCCCAUUAAUUUUGGAAUUAGUCCUGUGGAUCUGUCUGCAAUGGAUGAUCACACCCAUUCCUUUGACAUAAAGCCAUUCACCACUGUUGACUUCUCAAGCAUUUCUUCCCCACACUAUGAAGAUAUUCCUCUAGCGAGAGCUGAGCAGUCAAGCAUUGAUUAUAAGUAUGAUAUCAAGCUCCAGGAUUGCCAAAGUGCAAUCAAAAUGGAGCCUCCUUCCCCACCCUAUUUUGCAGAGAAGGUUCAGCUGUACAACAAACCUCACGAGGAGUCUUCCAACUCACUCAUGGCCAUCGAGUGCCGCGUGUGCGGGGACAAGGCCUCGGGGUUCCACUACGGGGUUCAUGCCUGUGAGGGCUGUAAGGGCUUUUUUCGAAGGACAAUCAGAUUAAAGCUAAUUUAUGACAGAUGUGAUCUUAACUGCCGUAUCCAUAAGAAAAGCAGAAAUAAAUGUCAGUACUGCAGAUUUCAGAAAUGCCUCGCUGUUGGAAUGUCACACAAUGCCAUCAGGUUCGGGCGGAUGCCGCAGGCGGAGAAGGAGAAGCUCCUGGCAGAGAUUUCCAGCGACAUUGACCAGUUAAACCCCGAGUCGGCCGAUCUGCGAGCGCUGGCCAAGCACUUGUAUGACUCAUACAUCAAGUCCUUCCCCCUGACCAAAGCCAAGGCGAGGGCGAUCCUGACAGGAAAGACGACAGACAAAUCACCAUUUGUAAUUUAUGACAUGAACUCUUUGAUGAUGGGAGAAGACCAGAUCAAGUGCAAGCACGUGUCCCCUCUGCAGGAGGAGAACAAGGAGGUCGCCAUCCGCAUCUUCCAGCGCUGCCAGUUCCGCUCGGUGGAGGCCGUGCAGGAGAUCACCGAGUUCGCCAAGAACAUUCCAGGUUUUGUCAGCCUCGACCUCAAUGAUCAAGUAACUCUCCUGAAAUAUGGGGUCCAUGAGAUCAUAUACACUCUCCUGGCUUCUCUGAUGAACAAAGAUGGAGUUCUUAUAUCUGAAGGACAAGGAUUCAUGACACGGGAGUUUCUGAAGAGCCUGAGAAAACCUUUUUGUGACUUUAUGGAGCCCAAGUUUGAGUUUGCUGUGAAGUUCAAUGCACUGGAAUUAGAUGACAGUGACCUGGCAAUAUUUAUAGCUGUUAUUAUCCUAAGUGGAGAUCGCCCAGGGUUGUUGAAUGUGAAGCCCAUUGAAGACAUCCAAGACAACCUGUUGCAAGCUUUGGAGCUCCAGCUGAAGCUGAACCACCCAGAAUCAUCACAGCUCUUUGCAAAAUUGCUCCAGAAAAUGACGGACCUCAGACAGAUUGUAACGGAACACGUGCAGCUCUUGCAAAUCAUAAAGAAAACCGAGGCAGACAUGAGCCUUCAUCCACUCCUACAGGAAAUCUAUAAAGACUUGUAUUAACGACCAGAGUAGUUCUAAUCCGCUGACAUAAUGUAUGUUCUUCAGAUUGCACUAUUUCUUUGAGGGAAAACUUUGCAUACCUAAGAAAUUACUGUGAAACAGCAUUUAAAAAGAGAGAGCUUAGUAUAGUAGAUCUAUUUUAUGCAUAUUGUUUAUAAAGACACAUUUACAAUUUACUUUUAAUAUUAAAAAUAUCUAUAUCAUGAAAUUGUUGGCAGUAUUUUCAGAAUUAAUUUUUUAACUAUCUUAUUUCUUAAAAUUGCUUGUCCAGUAUGAUUGAUGCUUCACUCAAGUUGGUUAAGCAUGCAGAUAAAUUUUCAACUAAAUAAAAGUCUUUCUCCUUGAACAUUUCUAGGGAAACAUUUUAAUAUUACAGUCGAUUUUGUGCUCCCGAGGCAGCAGCAAAAUAAAAUUUAGUCACAGCUUAGUGCCACUUCCUGUGAGAGUUUAAAAGGCAAAAGUUAGAAGUGUCAGCUGUGACAAUGUUUGUGCCUUCCGUGACACGAUUUGACACCAACAGAGCUGUAAAGAGGGCUUGGUGGCAGUAAGACUUAGGGCCAUCACUUGUGGGCAAACCCAAAAACUAGAUACUAUUUCAAGAAUUAAUUAAGGAAUAUGCACUACUGACUUGGAAUAGGUUGGUACAAAACUCUUGGCCUGAGACCUUCCCAAAUUAUUUGAUGAACUAUCACUGAACAACAUAGUCAAAAACAUAAUAGAAAGUUGGAAUAACAUGACUCCUCCUGAACAAAAGCAAGGUUUGAAUUAAUUCUUGAGAAGAUACAGCUGUAGCGGAAACCCUGCAACGUGAGUUUGACUUCACUGGCAACAAGAAUGCUGGGAGAUGUUCACUGCUGUUGAGAUUGUGAGUUUUCUUAUAUAUGUUGCCCUAUAAUAUCACCUGAGAAUUCCACUGGAGCAAAGCACAGGAGAGUGAAUAAAUUUAACAACAGGUAAAUUUGCUUACACUUAGAUUCACAUUUUGCUUGCCCACAUUUGAUAGUUUGAGAGUGUGACACCCAAAGUCAAGCAGGUGUGGUCCGCAGUGGUGAACCAGAAGAGGGAAUUUUGGGGAAAAAAGCCACCAGUUGCGACUUACAUAUCAAAGUAAGGAGCAGUCUUCAAUUGAAUAUCCUUGGUUUCCUCCCCAUGUCCAUAUUUUAUUUAUGUAGCAAAAAGUGUGCCUUAAACUUAGUGAGACAAGUUGAGUGGGGAUAAAUAAGUGGACAAAGAUGUAAUGUAGGGGUCUGUGUGAGUAGGAUCUUCAGGGAGUAUAAAUUGGCUUUACUCCCAAUGUAGACCUCGAAAAUAUAAGUCACUGCAAAUUAUGCCAUAAAGAAGCUGAGAGAGAUAAAUAUUAAAAUAAACCCUUCAGCUCAUGCCUUCUACACCUGGAAAAGUUUCCUACUCUUUAUUUCAGGUAACCUCUGGGCCUAUGGUCAGUUGUAAGUGUUAUAGGGGAGUUGGAUCAUUCAGCCUCGAGGUUUGAAGCCCGCAGGUGACAUUGCACUGGCAUGAAGUCACUGGGAGGCCAAAGUGAACAGCUUUGUUCUUCCUGAGUGUGCAAUGAGCUCCUUUCAGGUAACUCAGACAGGAUUGCACGUUAAUGCUCAGGAUUGCAGGGUCUCUGCACAGUUCAAGACAGGCAAGUUGUGCCAGCUGAGCAUCAGAUCCUGACAGGAAUUCCAUGCACACUAAUUUAUGGCUGUUACAAUUCAAAAGAAAUUAUUCUCUCUCUUCUUUAAGUUAUUUUCCACUGGACAUUUGAAAAGUUGCCAUCUCUCACUUGGUGGGAGAACCUCUAUUAAAUCACAGAGGUCAUCCCCUCCUGUAGGAGGACCUAUCAAAGAGGAACUGGCACUGAGGUGGACCACAGCUCCAACACUGAAUUCCUGUAAUAGUAACACACAGCAAAAACUGUUACUCUGAGCCUGCAUUUCUCAUACAAUCCAAUUUCCCACUGGCUUCAGUAGGAAUGGAAGUUCAGAAGUAGCUCCAAAGAAAAAAACAAAGAAUCUAGGGCAUGGUGUUUCGUAAGUAAUAUUGAAAAUUGUUUGAAAAGGAGGGUGGAAGAGGUGCUCUGACAGUGACACUGAGUUCAGCACUUCGUUACAGGAAACAAAUCUGUGUAACCCAGAAGCACAUUAACCCAAAGAGCUUCAUUCAACUAUUGCAAGGGGCAAUACUUUUGAAAGUGGCAGUUUAGCAGUGAUAGUGUCUAAGCCAUUCAGUCCAACAACCCAUAUAUUUGGAGGCUUGUGGUGUAAUUGUUGUCACAACAGUCUAAGAUGAAAGAGAAGACAGUUUUGCAGGAACGGGUGUUAUCCUUUGUGAGGAUGAAGGGACUGAAUGCCCCAAAGCCUACACUUUUCUUUCAACUGUAUAAGCUGCUCUAAUAAAAUAUAUUGCUCUCCCUA